This is a messenger RNA of Fusarium coffeatum, 1377 nucleotides long. RefSeq lists its product as uncharacterized. Gene Ontology annotation, molecular function: ATP binding; homoserine kinase activity. The transcript has 4 exons. The coding region runs from base 1 to 1377 and encodes 458 amino acids. The record is from RefSeq and is a predicted model, not a curated record. NCBI's taxonomy places the organism in Eukaryota, Fungi, Ascomycota, Sordariomycetes, Hypocreales, Nectriaceae. Gene Ontology annotation, biological process: L-threonine metabolic process.
AUGGGGAAUGUCCCCGUGGAGAACCAAAAACACGAGAUUUCAGAACGUCAUGGUCUCGGUGAUCUUUCUUGGACAAACAAAAAGACCUCAAGCUGGAGCAAGGAUCCAAGUGCCGUAUAUCCCGGCAAUUAUGGAGAGACAACACUAGAUGCGAUUGCCAAGGGAUAUCGGGUAGAAAGCCCCAUCUUGAUUCGCGCGCCAUUGGACCCUCUCUUUGCUUGCUUGUCUCAAAACUUUGCUCUCCUUCAAGUUCCGAAUUUCGGCAUAGUCUAUAAACAAGACGCAGAAGCAGAAGCAGUAGCAGCCAUGGAAUCUUUUAUUAUCAAGACCCCCUGCUCAAGCGCAAACAUUGGCCCCGGCUUCGAUGUCAUCGGUCUGGCCUUGUCCGUCUACCUCGAGCUUCACGUCACCAUCGACCGGUCAAAGACAAAGUCCGAGCACCCGCUCAACUGCAAAAUCACAUACGAGGGUGAGGGAGAGGAUGAGAUAAGCCUUGACCCCCAGGUCAACCUUCUGACCCGUGUUGCUCUCUACGUCUUGCGUUGCAAUGACCAGCGAGCUUUCCCCGUUGAGACGCAUAUUCACAUCAAGAAUCCCAUUCCUCUAGGUCGUGGUCUGGGUAGCUCUGGUGCUGCUGUCGUUGCUGGUGUUGCUCUUGGCAAGGAAGUUGGAGGUCUAAAGCACCUCGAUAAUGACCGUCUAUUCGACUACUGUCUCAUGAUUGAGAGACAUCCUGACAAUGUCGGAGCUGCCCUCUACGGAGGCUUCGUCGGAACCUACCUCAAGCCCUUGACCCCCGAAGACGUUGCCCGUACAGAGAUUCCUCUCAGUGAGGUUCUUCCUGCGCCAGCUGGAGGAGAGGAUACUGGAAAGAAGCCCCCAGCUCCUCCUCAUGGAAUUGGUCACCAUAUCAAGUUCCCCUGGGCCAAGGAGAUCAAGGCUGUUGCUAUCAUCCCUGAUUUCCAGGUUGCUACACAUGCUGCGCGAGGAGUUCUACCUGCGAACUACACUCGCCCCGAUGUGGUCUUCAACUUACAGCGAAUCGCUCUUCUGCCCGUCGCCCUCGGCCAGUCCCCUCCCGACCCUGAGCUCAUCCACCUUGCCAUGCAAGACAAGAUCCACCAACCCUACCGCCAGACUCUGAUCCCCGGCCUCACCGAGAUCGUCGAGACCAUGUCCCCCAAGACCGACGAAGGCUUCCUCGGUGUGUGCCUUUCCGGUGCCGGUCCUACCAUCCUUGCCCUAGCUACACAUAAUUUCGAGGCCAUCGCCGACAAGAUCAUUGCUAAGCUCCGAGAACACAACGAGAAGAAGGAUCUUUCUUGCCAAUGGAAGGUGCUGGAGCCUGCUGAGGGCACCCAUGUCGUUCGAUCAUAA